GUGCUAUAAUGUUUCAGUGUACGGUAAACUGUCCUAUUCAUUAACUGUUAUAGCGCUGGUGUUUUACAUUCGGAUAUGCGCUUCCAUUCGCGACAUGAAACGACUGCAGAAUCUCCACAUUUCCGCUUUACGCGACUGCUGGGCUUCUGCUCGCGCGCCAUGCGCGUGUUGGAACGGACGUGCUGCUCGAGCUAGCGUACAUGCGGCCAUCGCGCUCCUCAAUGGCGGUUCAGACGCCUAACAGACCCCAAUAAAUGUGUAUGUCCUAAAAUCCCAAAUGUCACCAAAAAUCGAAAAACUACCGGUAAUACUAGAUUGAAAUCAAAUGCAAAUACUCAUAUCUUAGGCUGAAUAGGCAUUAAUAAUACAAUUCGCGAAUAUAAUGAUCACGUUUUGCUUCUUUGGUGAAUCUGGUAGCCUGUGUACAAAUUUGGUGUUUGUCAGUGCACGUUAAUAUUUUUGUCUUUGUGUGAACAUAUGAAUACAUUUUCGCUAAACACGUGUCAAUAAGCCCCUCUCCCGACACAGUCAAACAAAGUGAAUGGGUUUGCUGGGUCAAUCCCGCCCCCUGAGCGCUACUACACAAUCUGCACGUCCCACAUGAUCAGGCAGGUGUUUUUUUAAAAUCCUGUUUCGUGAACCGUGGUCUGGAGCUGGAUUAAAGCCAAAUAAAUAAGACGAACGUCGGUUACAACAGUUAUUUUAUGUUCUCUCUUCGUUGCUGACUUCGAUGGAUUUUCCAGCUCUUUGAGACUGAAACAGACUACGCGACUGCGAGCGUCGCUAAGCAGUUGUCUUUGGACGCCUUGGUAGCAAAAUGCCUUUUCUUGAGCAUCUGGAAGACUUGAAGUUAGAGCAGUUGGCACUGGAGCACAUUGUGCCGGCUCUGUUAGAUCAAGGUUUCUUCUACACGGAUAAUUUUCUGGGCGAAAUAGUUGGCCACAUGGUCUUGGCUCAGGUGAAACAAAUGCACUGUUCAGGUGUUUUGAAAGAUGGGCAACUUGCCGGUCGAGGUUCGGGAGUUUCCAAAAGACAUAUAAGGGGUGAUAAGAUAACGUGGGUUAGUGGAACCGAGAAGGACACAGAAGCGAUCAACUUCUUGUUAAAACUAAUUGACAAGCUUAUAUCUCUAUGCGUUGGACGCCUUGGCAAAAACGUUAUCCGCGACCGGUCAAAGGCAAUGGUAGCAUGCUAUCCAGGCAAUGGGGCAGGUUAUGUUAAACACGUAGAUAACCCCAAUGGAGAUGGGCGGUGUGUCACCUGCAUUUAUUACCUCAACAAACACUGGAACGCUAAGGAGCAUGGUGGAGUUCUGCGCAUAUUUCCUGAAGGAAAGUCAUAUGUAGCUGAUAUCGAGCCCCUGUUUGAUCGACUGCUGCUCUUCUGGUCCGACCGGAGGAAUCCUCAUGAAGUACAGCCGUCUUUUUCUACCAGGUAUGCGAUCACUGUGUGGUACUUCGACUCAGAGGAGAGAGCUGAAGCAAAAAGAAGAUUCAGAGACUUGACGGCUUCUUCACAAGACAGCACCACGUCUUAGCUGAAGAGUUUCAGACGCAACUGCGUUCACUGAGUGGCCUGCGCCUGCGUGUGCGUGCACACGCAUUUCGCGUUGUUUUGGCUCUUUGUGAUGCUGCACUAAAGGUACCCCCUCUCCCUGUACAAACAAGCGUCCGUGGUGUUGGAAACUAUAGCUCGGUGUAUAUUCUUUGCCUUGCUGCUCUGUGUAUGCAGGAGAAUGGCUACGUUUAUACACAAGCAUUUCAGCACAAUUGAAUUUAUGUGGUGUUUGUGAUGAUGAGGAUGGUUGAAUAGAUUCCUGGGGUAGGGGGUAUGAUAUGAAAAAACAUAUGACCAUUAAGUGUCAUUGUACUGUUGUCAUUUUAUUUUUAUUUCUUUGAGAAAUGUUUGCUUCCGGAGCUUCUGUUUAAUUAUGUGAGAGUAGCUGCUUUCAUAUCUGUACUUUAAAGUGACUUUUUAAUAAACUGGUUCAAACCCUAGUAGCACUAUCACCUAAUGAUUUAUGUGACCUGUGAAGCCCUUGGCACAAAGUUAUAAGAAAAAAAACAAAACCAAACUGUAAUACUUUUCAGUCUAUAACAUUCUAUGUUCUACAACAGGUUCAUUUUAAUGGGCUUGCCUUGAUGUACUUGUGUAAUGGGUUUUAAUAGUUUUGUGCUUUUUGUUUAUCAUUGUAUAAGUGUGUUGUGGACAUGCUCAGUUCACAUGAUCACUCAACUAUAUAUUGGUAGAAGCCUGUUACUGUCAUCUAGUAGCUUGUCUUGGUUUCAGAGGGUAAUCAUGAAGUGUGAUUUUGAUCAUUUCAAAACCUCUUUCUUGUUCCUGAAAUGAUCUCUCUGGAAUUGUCCUGAAUUGAAGAAAUUAAAUUUAGAAAGACACACUGUGAUUUUGCAACAACUAAAUGGUGGAUAUCUAUCAGAUAAUGAGAGACCACCAUGAUGUAGAUGUCACUUGAAUCUUUAGGAUGGGAUUAGUAUUUAGUGAACUGAAAACUCUCGCUGAACUCCAGCAGUUUGGUUGACUCAGCGGUUGUGUAACCAGUGCCAUCAGCACACUCUUCACAAAUUGGCUCAUUAAUUGAGGAUUUGUACAAUGCACUUGACAAACAAAGCCUCUAGAUAAGAAUGUAUAUGAAUAUAAUCAAAAUGGUUUUAAAAUCAGAGUGUGGCUUCGCCCCAAGGAUUAGCCACAUCUGCAUUCCAGAUAUUGGUGUACUGUAGGUUAGGAUACCAAGUAGCUUUUUUCCUCAAUAGAUGUGUAACAGCUUCACAUGCGACUAGAUUGUAUAUAAUCUAGAUGUGCUGAUUGUCAUUCAAUCUUCUAAUUUAAAGUUAAUAACUACUUAAUGUGUCCUUAUUAUUAGAGACUGUGUGCCCCUUCGCGUUUUGUUUUUGUUUAAAGUAAAGGGAAACAUAUUGGUCCAUGUGUCCACUUGCAUGCUGGUCAGCAACGCUGCUCAUAGAUGACGUAAGAAUGCCUUCGUUCAUGGCUUCGCCACGUUUGAUUAUCAUUAGGGCAAGAAAUUUUUGGUUUUCUAUAAUACUGUAGUCCACUGGUAAAUGUAAUGUGUUCAUUAUAUUUGAAAAAUAAUGGGAAGCCUGAUAAGAUUAUGUGCACACUAGGAAUGAUGACAUUUACCAGGUUAAACCUGUUACUAUCUAGACAAAAUUGGUGGAUAAGAACUCUAAUGCCCUCUUGUAAAUGGCAAAUAAAGAAUCCCACAUGUUAA
Messenger RNA from Electrophorus electricus (electric eel), 3247 nucleotides. RefSeq names its product egl-9 family hypoxia-inducible factor 3 (gene egln3). Gene Ontology annotation, cellular component: cytoplasm; nucleus. The record is from RefSeq and is a predicted model, not a curated record. NCBI's taxonomy places the organism in Eukaryota, Metazoa, Chordata, Actinopteri, Gymnotiformes, Gymnotidae. Gene Ontology annotation, biological process: peptidyl-proline hydroxylation to 4-hydroxy-L-proline; cellular response to hypoxia. Gene Ontology annotation, molecular function: peptidyl-proline 4-dioxygenase activity; ferrous iron binding; L-ascorbic acid binding.